AUGGCAAGUGAGCCAGUCAAUGUUCACGAAUUCAAAGCAUUGGCCAAAAGAGCCCUUCUCAAAAUGUACUUCGACUUCUAUGCUGGGGGAGCCGAGGAUGAACACACGCUGAAAGCCAACGAGGAAGCUUAUCAGCGAAUCACGAUUCGUCCAAGAGUUCUGGUAGAUGUGAGCAGAAUAGACAUGAGUACUAGCGUUUUGGGUUACCCUAUCUCAUCUCCCAUUAUGGUGGCACCUAGUGGCCUCCACAAGCUAGCAAAUCCAGAAGGAGAACUUGCCACUGCUAGAGCUGCUGCUGCUUCUAACACCAUCAUGAUUUUAUCGUUCGGGUCUAGUUACAGUGUGGAGGAGGUUGCUGCUAGCUGCAAUGCAGUUCGUUUCUUCCAAUUAUACGUGUACAAACAACGGCAUGUAGCGGCCAACUUGGUGGAGAGAGCUGAAAGGAGUGGAUAUAAGGCUAUAGUGUUGACAGUAGACUGUCCAAGAAUGGGUCGUAGGGAGGCAGACAUUAAGAAUAGAAUGAUUGUCUCAAAGCAGAAGAAUGUCGAAGGCUUGGUAUCGACUGAGGUUGACGCUGAUGGUGGCUCAAACUUGGAAGCAUAUGUGAAUUCUACCUUGGAUCCUUCUUUGAGUUGGAAGGAUGUGGCGUGGCUGAAGUCCAUCACAAAGUUGCCAAUUGUGCUCAAGGGAAUACUCACUCAUGAAGAUGCACGAAUAGCUGUUGAAGUAGGUGCUGCAGGGGUUAUUGUCUCAAAUCAUGGAGGUCGUCAGUUAGACUACAGUCCUGCCACUAUCACUGUCGUUGAAGAGGUGGUUCAUGCUGUGAAAGGCAAGAUUCCAGUGAUAGUGGAUGGAGGAGUGAGGAGAGGAACCGAUAUGUUCAGAGCAUUGGCAUUGGGUGCACAAGCAGUCCUCGUUGGAAGACCGAUCUUAUACGGGUUGGCUGCAAAGGGAGAACAAGGGGUGAAGCAAGUGAUUCAGAUGCUGAAGGACGAGUUGGCGCUCACUAUGGCGCUUGCUGGCUGUACUAGCCUCAAGGACAUAACAAGAUGCCAUGUAAGGACCGAGCGUGAUAGAUGUCAAUCCAUGCUAUAA
Molecule: messenger RNA, 1095 nt
Organism: Linum trigynum
Lineage: Eukaryota; Viridiplantae; Streptophyta; Magnoliopsida; Malpighiales; Linaceae
Source: the annotation of a GenBank genome assembly